Schizosaccharomyces octosporus yFS286 is the source of this 2200-nucleotide messenger RNA. Its product is annotated as actin-like protein Arp8. The record is from RefSeq and is a predicted model, not a curated record. NCBI's taxonomy places the organism in Eukaryota, Fungi, Ascomycota, Schizosaccharomycetes, Schizosaccharomycetales, Schizosaccharomycetaceae. Gene Ontology annotation, biological process: double-strand break repair; regulation of DNA-templated transcription. The coding region runs from base 111 to 2075 and encodes 654 amino acids. Gene Ontology annotation, cellular component: Ino80 complex. The transcript is spliced from 5 exons.
AACUUUUCGGUCACUUCCCCAGACAAGGACGAAGAAGAAACUAUACGGUACAAGCACCCACUGCGUGAAUCAAGCACGACCUACACAAAAGUGUUUUAUUAUGUGCAAGCAUGGCUCCGAAAAGAAAACAAAGUGAUACUGAGGAAGGAAUUGACUUUAAAUUUACACAAUUUCAAAUUGUUCCUCCUAUCAAUCAAAAAAACUUCUAUACAGAUUACUUAAAACGAGAUGAUCAAAUGUAUAUUUGGAGAGAUACCGCUAAUGCCAAGGAUGGUGAGCCUGAUACUACAAUAGGAGACGUCAAGCAAGAAGAUUCCAAAAAGGCUGCCGAAGAAGAGGAGGAUGGCAUGGAAGAGAAUACGCAAGAAGGAAAACAGAGGGAUGCUAAAACAGUGGUCAUUCAUGUAGGAUCCCAAAAUCUUCGUAUUGGAUUAGCAUCAGAUCAUUUUCCGAAAACCGUUCCUAUGGUUGUUGCCAGAAAAAUGAGAGUUAAUUUUGAACAUCCUCAUCUCCAAUUAUCCAAAAUGUGCGAAAAAAACGAGGAUGGCAACCUUGAAUUUGACGAAGAGUUUGAAAAUAAUUUGAAAUUACUGCAAACAGAAUUGAAGGCUCGCUUGAAAGCAAAGAAAAAUCGACCCGUUCCCAAUGGUCCAGCGCUCGUGAACAACUUCAAUAAAAUAUCUAAACCUGAGGUCAUCCCAUCUCAUGAAGAUCCCCUUAAGCCCGACUGGAUUCAAUUUGAAAAUAAUGAACGUCCAGAUGUAAUCAUCGGCGAAAAGGCUUCACUCCUUCCUCUGAAGGAAUAUCCGGAAUAUCGAUUGUUUCAUCCUUUAAAAGAUGGAAUCUUCAACGAGAACGAUUAUGAAUCCUCUCAGCAAAUGUUUUCGGACAUAUAUGAGAUACUGAAGUAUUCUAUUUCCGACUUGUUACAAAUACCACUUUCCCAGUUACCGCAAUACUCUUCUGUUUUCAUCGUUCCAGACCUUUAUGAUCGCAUUUACAUAGAAAGAUUUUUAGACCUUUUAUUUUAUGACCUUCAGUUUGGAAAAAGUGCCAUCGUACAGGAGUCCCUCUGUACCUCGUUUGGCGCCGGAAUGUCUUCAGCUUGUGUUGUAGACGUUGGUGCCGAAAAAACAUCUGUGAGCUGUGUGGAAGAAGGUAUUGUAAUUCCAAACUCGAGAAUUAAUAUGAAGUACGGAGGAGACGACGUAACGCUAUUAUUUGCAAAACUUCUAGCUAAAAGCAAUUUCCCAUAUCGUGAAUUAGACCUUUGCCUCCCUUACGAUUGGGAUCUGAUGCAGAGUUUAAAGGAAAAAUACUGCGGUAUUAGCCAAGGGACGUAUAAUAUUCAGGUGAAUGAUUUUCACUCUCGUACGCCGGAUGGCGGCACAAAGAAAUAUUCAUUCAAGGUGCUGGAUGAAACGAUUCUUUCUCCGUUUGGAUAUUUCCGCCCAGAUAUAUUUGAGAAUGGAGAAAAGUUGAAAGAUAGAUACAAGCUUUUCCCUGUUUCCGUGGACGUUUACGAAAAUCAGCCGAACAAUCCAGAGUCACUUGCUCAUACUACCUUGUUACAAAUAACAGCGCCUUUAGCCUCAAAGGAAGAAGAAUUGAAAUCAGUAGCAGAAGACUCCAAAGCGGACGACGCAAACAAAGUGAAGAAACCAAGGGUAGUCCAUUUGGGAUCACUUGCCUAUCCUGAAAGAAUAAAGGAGAAGCUUAUUUACCCUUUGGAUGAUGCCAUCAACCAAAGUAUUUUCAGUGCUUGUGAAGGGAAUUUGGGUGAUCAGGCCAAAAACUUAUACUCUAGCAUCUUGAUUGUUGGUGGUGGUGCUUUGUUUCCUGGAUUUUCGCACCUUUUAGAAGAACGGCUACAAUCCAAGAGAGCAAACAUUCCAAACAUUGCUGUACUACCGCCCCCACGUGGACUAGAUGCUCAAAUUAUUGCAUGGAAAGGUGGAUGUAUAUACAAUCGUUUACGGAUUGUGUCUGAAUUCUGGAUUAAAACUAGCGAUUGGAAGACAUUGGGAAGCAGAGUUUUGCAGUAUAAAACAUUGGGAUAUUUUUGGACCGGAUAGUGCUGUCUCAUUACUAUGUCAAAAAUGUGUCUCGUCUAUUCUUUUAAUUAUUGACUACUCAAACUCCUAAUUUAUAGAAAUCUAUGGUAAUUUUAUCCUAGUAUAUACACUUUAUACAAGAUGCU